UGAUUUGAGAGUUGGUGAUGAAUCUAAUAAACAAGGCAUGAAAAAGAACCCUUCUCUGUUUCUUCCCCUUUUCUUUAUAAUAGCAGCCAAAGCAAUCCAAGCUGUGCCUCAGCGAAAAGAGUUAAAUCUUAUCGUUACAGACGAAGGAAGAAGACACUUCAAGAUUUUCUACCUUCUAAGUUGGCCUUCAUACUAUGAUAACAUCUCCAUCUGCUUCCUCUAUGUCUGCAAACCUGCAGGAGGAGUCAAGCUUGGAUGUCUCCAUUCCACAGAACCAGCUGUUGUCAGAAAGUCUCAAGGGUCUGAGGAACAUGCGAUCGCAGUUAUACUCGGCAGCAGAAUAUUUUGAACUAUCUUACAAGAACGACGACAAGAAAGAACUAAUCUCAAAGACUUUGAAAAGUUAUACUCUUGAGACUCUUGCUGAUGCUGUGAAUCGAUUAGGCUUGGUAUCGAAUAAUGUAAACAACCUUCUCCAUCAAGAAGUUAAUGAGAUCUCUGCUGCAGAGUUUCAAGUAUCAUGCAUUGAGCAGAGAUUUAAUACAUUUCAAGCAUGUCUAGACAAGGAAGGCCUUCAUGAACAAUCCCAUUUGAUCAAAUCGCCAAAGCAUCACAAGCACUACAUUCUACAAGGUGAUGAACCUAUGCAAACGUAUGAAGGCAUACAUCCACCUCAAGAGGCCAGCAAACUAAGAAAGCAUAAAACUGCUCGACGCAGGUUGCCUCCUCCUCCUCCUGUCCUUAGUUCAUACACUCUGACUUGGCCCUUGCCGCGACUUGGGAAGACAUUUUUAGACAAAAGUAAGCUGAUUGCACAGCUUCAGGAAGAUCCUAAUUGUGCUCUUUACGACAUGGAAAGAAGAGAAAAUUCACAACUUCAAGCAAAUCGACCAUUUAUAUCUGACUCAUGGCCGAAGUAUAAUUUGGAGCCGCAACAUUCACUUCCAGUAUACUUGCAUGAUGGUGAGAGGAUCAGACGCAGAGAGACAGAGGAGGGAAAUAGGAGAAAAAAGAGGGGAUUUUUCAAGGGCUUGUUCUCAAGGAAGAGUUCAUGGACUGACGAGCCUAUGUAUAAUUAUUUAGAUGAAUAUUGAGCAAGCUAAGGAAGAAGAAAGACAAAAGAAAAAAUGAAGAUUAUUUUCUUUGUUUUCAUGAUGUAGAUUAUUUAUAAAACUAAUUGAUUCAGACAUUCA
Molecule: messenger RNA, 1193 nt
Organism: Zingiber officinale
Lineage: Eukaryota; Viridiplantae; Streptophyta; Magnoliopsida; Zingiberales; Zingiberaceae
Product: protein ABIL2-like
Exons: 8
Coding region: 195-1094 (299 amino acids)
Source: RefSeq, a predicted model, not a curated record